Molecule: messenger RNA, 258 nt
Organism: Cooperia oncophora
Lineage: Eukaryota; Metazoa; Nematoda; Chromadorea; Rhabditida; Trichostrongylidae
Source: the annotation of a GenBank genome assembly
AGCGAAGUGCGGAACUUUGAAUUAGAGAAAUAUUUGCAGGUUGUGGAUGUAUUGCCUAAGGCUGAAUAUUCGCAAAGGAUUCCUCUGAUACCACGAUUGGAUAGGACGGCUGGAGAAAAUCUUUCGAAACGGGUAGAGGCGACGAGAAUGCCACGCAACAAACUGUUGGCCAACUCCAAUCCAAGUGGCAUGAAGAGCACUCCGUCGUUGAGCUCGUUCGUCGACAAAAUCUCGUCGAGCUGGUUUGGAAGUAACUAG